Messenger RNA from Musa acuminata subsp. malaccensis (wild Malaysian banana), 761 nucleotides. Its product is annotated as small ribosomal subunit protein uS10c. Gene Ontology annotation, molecular function: structural constituent of ribosome; RNA binding. NCBI's taxonomy places the organism in Eukaryota, Viridiplantae, Streptophyta, Magnoliopsida, Zingiberales, Musaceae. Gene Ontology annotation, cellular component: mitochondrion; ribosome; small ribosomal subunit. The record is from RefSeq and is a predicted model, not a curated record. Gene Ontology annotation, biological process: translation.
GGACUCUCCGUAGCGGAGGAGCGCCUGCUAAAGCGAUGGCCGCGUCUUCCUCGCUAUCCGCGACGCUCGCCCUCCCUCCUCUCUCCAAUCGCGCUUCCCUCUCUCCGAAGCCCAGAUGCCUCUCCUUCUCGCCCCAGUGCUCGAAUCCUCCCAUCUCCCUCCGCUCCCGCGUCCCCUCUUCGCCGCGCGCCCCCGCUGCCGCAGCGGAGGCUGUCGGGGCCGAGCAAACCCCAGAUGCAGCGGGGACUUCGAUCGGCUUCGAGGUUGAGGAUAAAUCUGCCGUGGCUCUCGAUGUCGAUGCGGAUGCCGAUAAGAUGGCGCCGAAGCAGAAAAUAAGAAUCAAGCUGAGGUCCUACUGGGUGUCGUUGAUGGAGGACUCAUGCAAGCAGAUCCUGGAAGCUGCUAGAACAACCAACGCCAAGACCAUGGGUCCUGUUCCCCUUCCCACAAAGAGGAGAGUUUAUUGUGUCCUCAAGUCACCCCAUGUUCACAAGGAUUCCCGUUUCCAUUUCGAGAUUCGGACUCACCAGCGGCUAAUCGAUAUCUUGUAUCCGACCGCCCAAACGAUCGACUCGCUAAUGCAGCUUGACCUUCCAGCCGGUGUGGAUGUGGAGGUCAAGCUAUGAUCCGAUCUGGAGUGACUCUUUCUUUCAUCAGUUGUAGUUUCUUUUCUGUGCUAUUAUAUUUCUUGUACUUCUUGAUACCCACAACCGAAGAUUAACAGGAAAGAUUAUAUCAGUUGAUUAUUUUUGGAUUCAAAA